CAAUUUAAACAAAAAUUCAAACAGCAAAUUAAGAAGAACCUUACCACAAUCUCAACAUGUCAGCCCCAACCUCCAAUAACAACAAUAACCAGGCAAGCAUGCUCGCUGGACAUGCUCAAUAUGCCAAGGGAUACGUUGAGGAGACUGUCGGAAACCUCACCGGUUCCAAAGAAUGGCAAGAAAGUGGCAAGAAGGACGCCGAAGCUGGUAUUGGAGAAAUGAAGGCAGCGAACCAGAACCGCACAUCCGAGCCAGCAGCAAGCGGAAUUGGUGGCAGAGUCGAGGAAUUGGCAGGCAAGGCAACCGGAUGCGAGGGUAUGGAGAAGGAGGGCGCUGAGAGGCAGGCGAAAGCUGCGUAAACGCCAAUGACCUGGAAAUAGAAGACACACUCAGAUUUUGGACGUAAAGUUAAAUGAACCCACAUCACACGGGUUUUCGCAAGUCGCCGAUGCUUUGCAGUUCUACGGAUUGUUCUCGUCCUCGCUUGGUUCCACCAACUGGUGAAAGUGCGAUAGCUGUUAUAUCUUUUGAAGAUUUUGACUUCGUGGCAACUUAGGAUCUUGUGGACGAAUUGAUUGUGUAGGUGGGAGGUAGGGAAGCAGGAAAGGUUAGGUGACAGCGGAAAACUCGUCGGGAGAGCCGUGAGAGAAGCACUGCCGUAAUCUGACAACUUGGAACUGGUUAAAACUCU
Messenger RNA from Cadophora gregata, 691 nucleotides. RefSeq lists its product as uncharacterized. The coding region runs from base 57 to 359 and encodes 100 amino acids. The record is from RefSeq and is a predicted model, not a curated record. The transcript is spliced from 3 exons. NCBI's taxonomy places the organism in Eukaryota, Fungi, Ascomycota, Leotiomycetes, Helotiales, Ploettnerulaceae.